Messenger RNA from Doryrhamphus excisus (bluestripe pipefish), 2033 nucleotides. It is a transcript of the gene chgb, whose product is annotated as chromogranin B. Lineage: Eukaryota; Metazoa; Chordata; Actinopteri; Syngnathiformes; Syngnathidae. The record is from RefSeq and is a predicted model, not a curated record. Gene Ontology annotation, cellular component: secretory granule.
UCCUGUAGCCGCCACAGGAGCGAGGAGGAGCCGGCCAGGAGCAGCUCUCCCGCCACAUUGGAUGGCAAAUGAGCUCCGAGAAGAAGAUGACUUCUAUUCUUUCCCCUCGUCGUCCUCUACUGCUGCUAAUGCUGAUGCUGCUUUUGUUGGCAGGGAAUCAAGCACUUCCUCCAAGGAAUGACGGACAGGGAGAAGAUGUGGUGACCAGAUGUUUGAUGGAAGUUCUGUCCAAAGCUCUCUCCAAACCAGACGCUCAGCUGGAUCAGGAAUGCCAGGACAUCCUCCAAGCAGGGGUGAAACAUGCACCGCUGGACAAGAAGAGCGAUGAAGCCAACCGUGAAGAGGAGAUGAAAGAUCACGGAGAUGAGCCCGAGGCCAAGGGCGCAGACGUGCGAGAAAUCCAAGCCCUCCUGCAGUCCGUGGAACCUAAGAGGGAGAACCCGGAGGAUGAUCGCAGUCAGGAAUCCUGGAGUCUGGAGAAGAGACACCAGGAAGACGAGGCAGAGGAAGGGGGAGAGCGGGAAAAGAGGAGCAGCUGGAGGCCGGGAAGGUACCACCAGAGGAAGCACAAGCGAGAUGAGGAGGCGGAAGACGACGGAGAGCGCAGCCAAGAGUCCUGGGAUUUGGAGAAAAGGUACGGGGACGAUGAAGAGGAACGGGAAAAGCGCAUCUGGAAGCCCAGGCAUCGCUAUCACCACAAGAAGAAGCUCCACAAACGUGGCGACGACGCUUCAGAUGAAGAGGACUACGAAGAACGCAGCCAGGAAUCCUGGGGUCUUGAUGAUGAGAGGGAUAAGAGGGAGUGGAGACCUGGCAGGUACCACCAGAGGAGACACAAACGGGAUGAGGAAACCGAUGAGGAACGCAGCCAGGAAUCCUGGGACUUUGACAAGAGAGACUGGAGACCUGGGAGGUACCACCAGAGAAGACACAAGCGUGACGAAGAGCUCUCAGAAGAUGGCAAAGAGGAACCCGAUGAGGAACGCAGCCAAGAAUCCUGGGAUUUUGACACCGAUAUAUACAAGAGAGACUGGAGACCUGGGAGGUACCACCAGAGAAGACACAAGCGGGAUGAGGAACUCUCAGAAGAUGGCAAAGAGGAAGCAGAUGAGGAACGCAGCCAAGAAUCCUGGGACUUUGACAAGAGAGACUGGAGACCUGGGAGGUACCACCAGAGGAGACACAAGCGUGACGAAGAGCUCUCAGAAGAUGGCAAAGAGGAACCCGAUGAGGAACGCAGCCAAGAAUCCUGGGAUUUUGACACUGAUAGAUACAAGAGAGACUGGAGACCUGGGAGGUACCACCAGAGAAGACACAAGCGGGAUGAGGAACUCUCAGAAGAGGCCAGAGAGGAUCCUGAUGAGGAACGAAGCCAGGAAUCCUGGGAUUUUGCAGAUAUAGAGAAGCGCAUAUGGAGGCCCAGGCAUCGGUACCACCACAAGAAGAAAUACCACAAGCGUGGAGGAGAAUCAUCAGAGGAGGAGGAUCUGAGGGGCGGUUCUGAGGACUCUGAUGAUGACAGAAGUGACGUUCUGAGGUAUCUUCCAGACAAGUGGAUCUCACGAGGCUCCAACCACCCCGCCUGGUACAAGAAGGACCCCGAAGGUGCCGCUACACCAAACGAGAUGGCGGCGGCGGCCAAGUUGCUGAGCUACAAACUCAACCGGAUGGCCGGCCGGGAGGGGCCGAAGGGCGGUAUGCAACCGAGAGCUCUCACCGCGCAGGAGGAGAAAGCGCUCGACAACCUGGCGGCCAUGGACGCAGAGUUGAAGAAUAUUGCUGCCAAGCUGCAUGAGGAGGAAGAAUGAGCUUUGUAAAAACAAAGAAGAAGAAGAAGAAAAGAAAGCUCUGUUUAAAUGUCGCAUUGGUCAUGUGAAUGUGUUUAAAAAAAAAAAAAAAAAAAAGCUUGCUGUGUUUGUGCUAUUCGGACGUGAUCUCCAGCAUGGGAACGUUAUUUAGAUGUUCGUAUCCACGUCAUUGUGCUUGGAUGUCUGCCGCCGUUGUCGUCAAUAAAAAGCUAUUCUGGAACCGAA